UCGCUUCUAUUUAUUAAUUCCUAUCCCAAUAAUAUUCCACAAUCGCCUUGUUUGUUGUUUUAGUAUCAAUGUCAAAUAGAAAUUCGAAUCACUCAACGAUCGAGUGGGAAAUGGAUGAUUUAUAAACUGCGCUGCGUGAAAGUUGACGAUUUGAAUUUCUGACACGAUAAAGAAAAUUUGGCACUGUAAAUUACCAGUACUGAGCGUUCCUUAUACAAUAUGGCGUCGUUGAGGCAAUUUCACGUAUUAUUCGACAAACCAAGCGCCACAUAUGAGCCCGGUGAAACUGUCAGUGGAAAAAUUAUCAUAGAUACGGUAAAAAAGGAAUAUGUUAAAGGACUAUAUUUCAUUGUAAAAGGAGGGGCAUUUGCUUAUUUUUUGCGAGAUGACCCAAUGCUAUCAAAAAGCACGUUAUACGUUAUGAAGUCGGAGGAUUACUUCGUUUUGAAGCAUGACAUACUUAAUAUUUCAGAGGGUGAGUUAGAGCGUGAAAUCCCCAAAGGACGUACCGAGUAUCCAUUUAUCUUCACAUUGCCCCAUAAUAUACCAUGCAGCUUUGAAUUCGAGUGUGGCUACAUAAGAUACACGAUGAAUGUCGUUAUGGAAAGACCGUUUACAUUUGUUCACAAGUGCAGAACAGCGUUCAGCGUAAUUUCGUGUUUAGACUUGAACAGUUAUCCUGAAAGAUGCAUCGGAAUCCACGAUGAAAUGGACAAGAAUUUCGGUUUCAUGUGCUGGAUGGGCGGAGCCUCGUUGAAGUUACAGAUCGUGAUGCCUUGCACUGGAUUCGUACCAGGGCAGAUAAUAGCUGCAAGGAUAGAGUACUGGAGUACCUCGAAUAUACCGAUUAGGAAAAUGAGCACAAAAUUAGUACGAACAAUCCGUUGUAUCACGGAAGGAAAAACACUGCCUCAUAAAGCUGUAUUAGAAAAAACUAGGCAUAUGCAACUAUGUCCUAAUCAGCGCGUAACAUUGAAGAUUUUAACACCACCAAUAGCACCCUCUGAACUUGAAUAUUGUAAAAUAAUGGACAUUCAUUACAAGUUGGUCGUCUCUAUUCACGUUUCGAGACCGUAUUCUAAAAUUAAGAGAAGUUAUCCUAUUCUGAUCGGAACGGUACCAUUAUAUCGUCCAGCUUCGACAGUUCCGCGUAGAGUCGCAUUCUCCUUCCCAACACCAUCUACAUCACAGCUGGCUAUAACCUCAACUCCAAUAUGGAAGCAAGGGGAAUCAAGUGCCUCAAAUAUUCGGCAAGAAGAACAAGCUAACACUUCUUCGGCUUACCUGGAUAUACCACCACCAUCUUAUGAAGAAAGUAGUUUUAAAACUUCAAACAUUAGAGAUGACAAAGAGACGGAAUUCAUAUUCGGUGCGGACAGUCCUUUUUCGCCUAAGUAUCCUGUGUUUAACUAUCCAGCACCAAGUAAGAUCAUGAAUUCAUUAAGAAACAAUCUAAGUGGUUUUAAUCGUAUAGUAAAUUUUCGGUUGAAUUUCUUGUCUUCCAGAGUUACCCGGUGA
Molecule: messenger RNA, 1518 nt
Organism: Bombus pyrosoma
Lineage: Eukaryota; Metazoa; Arthropoda; Insecta; Hymenoptera; Apidae
Product: arrestin domain-containing protein 17-like
Exons: 7
Coding region: 220-1518 (432 amino acids)
Biological process (GO): protein transport
Cellular component (GO): cytoplasm
Source: RefSeq, a predicted model, not a curated record